CAGGUCUUCCUGGAGGCUUUUCCCAAAGUAAUGGAGCAGCUGACAUUUCAGCCCGGGGCUGCCGCCGCCAUAGACGACUACUUGGAAUAUAAGAGAAUUGUAGGAGAAGAUGACGGUGGGAAACUGUUUACUCCGGAAGAAUAUGAACAAUAUAAGAAACAAGUAUUACCAAUUCGGUUGCAAAAUAGAUUGUAUGUGAGCUGGAGAUCUCCAACUGGCAUUGACUGUAAACUCGUGGGUCCAGAAACACCCUGCUUUUGUUCCCACAGAUAUAAACAACACAAAACAGAUUUUGAAGUGAUUCCAAAAGAACGUCCUAUUUCUGUACCUUGCAGAGUGAGCCGGUGCCCAUGCAAAUCUUAUCAUUUUGUUCCUCUUAUUGGCACUCAGCCCAUCCGUUGUAGAUGUAAGCACUUUGCAGAUCAGCAUAGUCCAGCAACUGGGUUUCUAUGCAAUAUGUGUUCCAAAUGUGCAGGGUUUCACAGUUGCUUUACUUGUGGAUGUGGCCAGCCAGCAUAUUCUCAUGAAACAAUAGUGGAAACAAAAGAGGAACGUUUAGCCCAAGGAAAGCCAGUUGGAAAAGAUGUCCCUUAUGCUGCAAUGGGGGGACUAACAGGUUUUAGUUCCUUAGCAGAAGGCUACAUGAGACUUGAUGAUAGUGGAAUAGGAGCACCUUCUGUUCAAUUCUUAGAAGCUCCUGUAACCAACAUGGAUAAUCCAUUUUUAAAAGCAUACCAAGGUCCAUCCAGUUCCAUGCAGGCCUACUCCCAAUUAACAGAUGGAAAUACAAGUACAACAAUGCAAGCUUCCAGUUUAAGGAGAUCUGAAGAAGAUGAUAUGGCUUAUUUUGAAAGACAGUAUCAGGCACGGUUGAAACAAGAGAAGGCAAGAGAUCAGAAAGGCAAACAUCCUAUGCCAACAAAGACUCAACAUCAUCAAUAAUACAUUUGUGUUUCACUGUAAUUUAUCAGCAUCUCUGUCUCUAUUUGUCUAUCUAUCUUCAGUGAAUAGAUACAAUAUGUUUAUUUUUCUAUGCCAAUUUUGUUAUAUAUAUAUAAAAUGAUAGUAUACUUCUUUUCAGGCAUUGAAGCAAAAUCAUGCUAUCCAUCUAAUUCUGCAAACUUGAAAAUCAGCAAUGGAAAAACUUCAGGUUUCAUGGCAGAAACUAUUAUAUGAACAUUGGGAACUACUUCUUUAGAACAUUUUAUCGUUAAUAAAGAU
Molecule: messenger RNA, 1221 nt
Organism: Protobothrops mucrosquamatus (brown spotted pit viper)
Lineage: Eukaryota; Metazoa; Chordata; Lepidosauria; Squamata; Viperidae
Gene: FAM221A
Product: family with sequence similarity 221 member A
Exons: 7
Coding region: 31-942 (303 amino acids)
Source: RefSeq, a predicted model, not a curated record